AUGCGGUUCAAACGUCCUCCGGGUACUGAGAGGUUCACGGCGGAUGUGCCCGCUAUCCAGCCGCAGUCCACGAUGCCUUCCGUUCCAUUCAAUAAAUCGCAAAUCCGCACUUACCAGAGGCAAGAGGAAUACCUGAAGGAUGCGAAGUCGAGCGAUAUUGUGAUUGCAAUUUAUUGCUGGGACCGGCGAUGGAUAGGGGAACCGCAACCAGUAACAUUCUGGGGUGGUCUGAACUCAGAGACGCCGCUGGACAACCAAUCACCCUCGGAUUGGAAGGCAGUCCAGGCAACCUCAGAAAGUGGCAAUGAUCCUGAUGGCGUGGCAAGAGUCGUCAUCGUCCGAAUGCAGGGCGUCUGGGAGGUGGAAAAGGAUAUAUCAGAAUUCAUUGACAAUCUAUCAAACAUGGGUUUUCCGAAAGAGGGGCUCAGAGUUGUUUACGAGCUCCCUGAAAUGGUUGUGCAUCCUUUGGUUGUGUCAGGGCCAUCUGUCCCCAGCCGAGUCAACAAAGGCGUGGUUCUUACCACAACAUGGGGGCAACUCUACGGCGAGACAUUAGAUAACAGAGAAUUAGAGAAAGAGGUGGAAAGUAUGAAGGAGGACUUCAUGCGCCGUGUACUGGGGAACGUGGUGAACGCGGGGUGGCAUGUUAUGUCUCUUUACCCAGAGACUCCGGAGAAGGCGUGGCAGGUUAUCGAGUUCAUCUUAAGCGACAAGGACUACAUCUAUGAUCCCAUCUUCCGAUUUCCUCGUGGUUAUGUAUGGAAAGAGGGCGACGACGUCUCGUUCAAAUAA
Messenger RNA from Coprinopsis cinerea okayama7#130, 792 nucleotides. RefSeq lists its product as hypothetical. The transcript has 4 exons. Lineage: Eukaryota; Fungi; Basidiomycota; Agaricomycetes; Agaricales; Psathyrellaceae. The record is from RefSeq and is a predicted model, not a curated record. Bases 1 to 792 code for a protein of 263 amino acids.